AUGGCGACUAAGAUUAUUAUAUUUGCCGCUUUGCUAGCAGUCGUGUGCUCCAUGCCGCGCAGAAACGGAAACGGAAAUGGAGGAUAUAAUCCUGGAAACGGAAGUGGAAACGGAAACGGAGGUUACAACCCAGGAAACGGAAACGGAAACGGAGGUUACAACCUAGGAAACGGAAACGGAAACGGAGGUUACAAUCCCGGAAAUGGUAACAAUGGAUAUAAUCCAGGAAACGGAAAUGGAAACGGAGGAUACAACCCAGGAAACGGAAAUGGAAACGGAAAUGGAGGAUUUAAUUCCGGAACCGGAAACAGAAAACCAGAUUACAACAAUGGUGGUUCCAGACCCGACUUUUAUGGAAAAUAA
Eurytemora carolleeae is the source of this 363-nucleotide messenger RNA. Its product is annotated as aspartate and glycine-rich protein. NCBI's taxonomy places the organism in Eukaryota, Metazoa, Arthropoda, Copepoda, Calanoida, Temoridae. The record is from RefSeq and is a predicted model, not a curated record. The transcript has a single exon. Bases 1 to 363 code for a protein of 120 amino acids.